AUGAGAAAUAUGGGGACAACGGUACAAGCUGGGGCCAGUGUCCCAGUCUGGGUGGCCUGUCUACUCCUGGCAUUUCCCGCCCUAGGCAUUGGACCAAAUGUCCCUCAGCCUGAAGUGGAUACCCCACUGGGUCGUGUGAGAGGCCGGCAGGUGGGUGUGAAGGGUACCGACCACCUGGUGAAUGUCUUCCUGGGCAUUCCAUUUGCUCAGGCACCACUGGGGUCUCUGCGGUUCUCAGCCCCACUUCCACCACAGCCCUGGGAAGGUGUGAGGGAUGCCAGCACCAAUCCCCCAAUGUGCCUACAGGAUGUAGAGAGAAUGAGCAACGGCAGAUUCACCCUCAACGAAAAACUUCAGAUCUACUCUAUUUCUGAGGACUGUCUGAUCCUCAACAUCUACAGCCCCACUGAAGCCACUGCAGGGGCCAGACUGCCGGUCAUGGUAUGGAUCCAUGGGGGCUCUCUGGUAGUUGGUUCCGCCACCUCCCAUGAUGGAUCAGCCCUGGCUGCCUAUGGGAAUGUUGUAGUAGUCACUGUCCAGUACCGCCUUGGGAUCUUUGGCUUCCUCAGUACUGGAGACAAACACAUGCCGGGCAACCGAGGCCUCCUAGAUGUGGUGGCUGCUCUACACUGGGUGCAGGGAAACAUAGCCCCCUUUGGGGGUGAUCCCAACUGUGUCACGAUCUUUGGUAACUCUGCUGGUGGCAUGAUCGUCUCAUCCUUGGUCCUGUCUCCACGGUCUGCGGGGCUCUUCCACAGAGCCAUAUCCCAGAGUGGGGUUAUCAACAACAAGAUACUGAAGGAGAUGAACCCAUGGCCUGAAGCUCAGACCUUUGCCAACUCCUUGGCCUGCAGCUCCGUAUCCUCGGCUGAGCUGGUGCAGUGUCUGCUGCAGAAGGAAGGAAGGGACCUUAACAAGCAGAAAAAUGUGAACAUUUCCUACAUAAUCAACGACUCCUUCUUUCCAAGAAGCCCAGAGAAGCUCCUAACAGAGAAGCAAUUCCCCACUGUGCCUUACCUCCUGGGAGUCAACAACCAUGAGUUUGGCUGGCUCAUGCUCAAGGUCUGGAAUAUCCUGGAUAAUUUGGAACAUUUGAGCCAGGAGGAGCUGCUGGAGAUUUCAAGGCCCUUCUUGGCCCUUAUAGAUAUACCCCCUGAGAUUGUGUCCACCGUCAUAGAUGAAUACCUAGACAAUGGCUCAGAUGCAUCAGCUGCAAGGUAUGCCCUCCAGGAACUACUAGGCGAUAUCGUGUUUGUCAUUCCUACCUUGAACUUCUCAAGACACCUCCAAGAUGCCGGGUGCCCUGUCUUCUUGUACGAGUUCCAGCAUAUACCCAGUUCUUUUGCAAAGUUCAAGCCAGCCUGGGUGAAGGCUGACCAUGGGUCUGAGAGUCCAUUCAUUUUUGGAGGUCCUUUCCUCACAGAUGAGAGUAAUCUCCUGGCCUUCCCAGAGGCCACAGAGGAAGAGAAGCAGCUAAGCCUGACCAUGAUGGCCCAAUGGACCCAGUUUGCACACACAGGGAACCCCAAUGGCAAGGGGUUGCCUUCUUGGCCCCAGUUAAACCACUUAGAACAAUACUUGGAGAUUGGCCUAAAACCACGGACUGGGGUGAACCUAAAGAAGAACCGGCUACAGUUCUGGUCAGAGACACUGCCCAGAAAAAUCCAAGAGUGGUACCAACAGCAGAAGACCAGAAAAUCUCCAGAGGAACUCUGA
This is a messenger RNA of Onychomys torridus (southern grasshopper mouse), 1716 nucleotides long. It is a transcript of the gene Ces3, whose product is annotated as carboxylesterase 3. NCBI's taxonomy places the organism in Eukaryota, Metazoa, Chordata, Mammalia, Rodentia, Cricetidae. The transcript is spliced from 13 exons. The coding region runs from base 1 to 1716 and encodes 571 amino acids. The record is from RefSeq and is a predicted model, not a curated record.